AUGACAGAAUUUGAAUUAAAAGCGGGUUUAGCUCAAAUGCUUAAAGGUGGUGUCAUAAUGGAUGUGACUACACCGGAAGAAGCAAUCAUUGCAGAGAAAGCGGGGGCAGUGGCGGUUAUGGCAUUGGAGAGAGUUCCAUCUGAUAUUCGGAAGGAAGGAGGCGUUGCUCGUAUGUCGGAUCCCAAGAUGAUCAAAAAAAUCAUGGAAUCAGUUUCCAUUCCAGUUAUGGCCAAGGUUAGAAUCGGCCACUUUGUGGAAGCACAGAUCUUAGAGGAGUUGGGGGUAGACUAUAUUGAUGAAAGUGAGGUUCUUACUGUUGCCGAUAGGGUGAAGCACAUUAAGAAGAGUGAGUUCAAAGUCCCAUUUGUUUGUGGGUCAAAGGAUCUCGGUGAAGCACUUAGAAGAAUAAGUGAAGGUGCAGCAAUGAUUAGAACCAAGGGUGAGGCCGGUACUGGUGACAUAAGUGAGGCUGUAUUCCACAUCAGCAAAAUUCAAACUCAAAUUGAAGAAUUGCUUACAGAUGCAAACGACGAAACCAUCUCAAAAUAUGCUGCGGAAUUCAGAGUUGAUGAGUCGAUUAUCAAGAAACUUGUUGACAAUAACGGCAAGCUUCCUGUUGUUAAUUUCGCCGCAGGUGGUAUUGCGACACCGGCAGAUGCUGCCCUUUGUAUGCAGAUGGGCUGUGACGGUGUUUUCGUUGGAAGUGGUAUUUUCAAAAGUUCAAACCCAGAAGCUGUUGCUAAAGGUAUCGUCAAUGCUGUCAACCAUUACAACGAUAAAAAGGUGUUGCUUGAAGCUUCUACUGGUUUAGGCAAACUCAUGUUUGGUGUUAACGCAACUACCUUAAAGGAUAGUGACAAAUUGGCAACUAGAGGCUGGUGA
Messenger RNA from Pichia kudriavzevii, 882 nucleotides. RefSeq lists its product as uncharacterized. The transcript has a single exon. Gene Ontology annotation, molecular function: amine-lyase activity. NCBI's taxonomy places the organism in Eukaryota, Fungi, Ascomycota, Pichiomycetes, Pichiales, Pichiaceae. The coding region runs from base 1 to 882 and encodes 293 amino acids. Gene Ontology annotation, biological process: pyridoxal 5'-phosphate biosynthetic process; amino acid metabolic process; pyridoxine biosynthetic process. The record is from RefSeq and is a predicted model, not a curated record.